This is a messenger RNA of Podarcis muralis (Common wall lizard), 2386 nucleotides long. RefSeq names its product zinc finger protein 475 (gene ZNF475). NCBI's taxonomy places the organism in Eukaryota, Metazoa, Chordata, Lepidosauria, Squamata, Lacertidae. The record is from RefSeq and is a predicted model, not a curated record.
GUUAAGUGUGUGUUAAUAGCAAGCCUGAAAUUCCUUCGCUCCUUCUCUCCGCAGCACAGUCCAUUCUAAUAAUUCCGCAGCAGUUGGAGCAGGAGAAAGGGAAUUUUCAUUCAAACCAUCACGUUUCCCCAUGAUGAACUUUAGGAAAAUUUCUACGUUCACUUCUAAAUAUUGUUCCCGCAUACACCUGUCUCCCACACUUCCCAAACAAUGCAGUUGGCCAAUCAGCUUCGCAGGAGCACUGUGAAUUCACUUUUGUUGAUAUGUAGCUAGGCAACGGGUCAGUGACAAAAGAGAACUUGCCAUUUCUGUAGCAACGCAAGAUGCUAACGUACUAAUUUCUUAAAUAAGAAAGGAUAUGCUAAGACCUAGCGCUUUGUUUCUGCUUAGUCCUCGGUGUGCACAAAGGAAUCAUUAUGUGGGAGUUUAAGUACUGAGAUUUUAAGAGCCUGCAUUACUGCUUGAAAUUAUUGUAAAGGGGAACAGCUUGAUCAUCCAUGAUACACAUCUAUCCAUGGAAAAUGGACUGGUGGAGAAAGCCUUAGCUGGGUGAAACACAGGAUUUAAAAAAAUAGACACUAAAAAAAUAGUAAAACAGAAAAAACACCACAAAAAGGCAACAUUGCUGGGAGUGUUAGAACAUUGCAAAUGUGCUCAGAUCUAUCACAGCUGCCCUCUGUUUUAGGAUCUUGUACCUCUUUAUCCCAGAGAACUUCAUUGUUUUUAAAGGAACAACAGGUCAACCAAAAGACAACCACAAAGUCCAAAUAAAGAAACACUACAUAAAUCCAGACAUCCUGUUAAUGGAACAUUGUUGACUUCAUGGAAACGGCUUUAAUGAAAAAGACUCUGAGCAAGCACAAUAAAACACUGCCCAAUGCUGGAAAAGUCCUUGCUAACAUCUCCACCAGCUCGUCUUUAAGACAGGCUUCAAAAUCCACUGUUUCAGAUCCUUCCAUGCUCUUGUCAGGAGUGGGUUUAAAUUCUACCCUUAAAACAAGCGCUGGGAAGAAGAGGCCGGGGACUGUGGUGGUAUCAAAACGAUCAAGUACUGGGGGCAGGUCUCAGGAUCAGUGGGAUCGGCCCGUCAUUCCCCCGAGAAGACCUGUCUUCAGGAUCUGCCAUAUCUGUGGCAAAGAGUUUGGGUCACAAUCUCUUCCUAUCCACGAGCCAAAAUGCCUGGAGAAGUGGCAGAUAGAAAACGAUAAGCUGCCCAAACAUCUCAGAAGACCACCGCCCGUUCAACCUCAGGCUCUUCCUGGAGGAUCUCUCGGUACGAUGGCGGAAAACGCAGCAGCUGCUCAAAGUUACAAGCUCCUACCCUGUGAACACUGUGGCCGUACUUUUCUUCCAGAUCGCCUUGCUGUACACCAAAGGAGUUGCAAACCGAAAGCCAGUUCAGGUCCUUCAAGCUACAGCUCCUCUAAAUCACAUAGAUCCACUGGGCCUGCAUCUUCCACCUCAGACAAGCCUGCAUUUAUACGGCGACCCCCAACCGUUAUUUGCUACAUUUGCGGCCGAGAGUAUGGAACUCAAUCCAUAAGCAUCCAUGAACCGCAAUGUCUGAAAAAAUGGCACAUUGAGAAUGAUCAGCUGCCAAAACACUUAAGACGACCCGAACCCAAGAAGCCAGAGGUCGUAUCCAUAGGAGCCAAAGGUUACUAUGAUCUGGAUGCUUUAAACGAGUCUGCCUGGCAAAGCGCCCAGGCCCAGUUAGUUCCAUGCAAUAUUUGUGGUCGUACCUUCCUGCCAGACAGGCUGAUCGUUCACCAGCGCUCGUGUAAGCCGAAGACACCGAAAUAAAAUGUUCCUCCUUUCAAGCCAAAGUUUUUAAAGAACAAGACUCUUCUCUGACCUAGAGGUCAGAGGUCUCAGCAAUGAAGAAUCAUAGCACUAUGUCGAAUCAAGUUCCAAAAAUGACCUGUGUACAAUUAACUGAAUAUUGAUUAUGUAGGUGAAAUAUGGACAUGCCAUUGCUAACAGUGUUUUGCAGCAGUGGUAUUGACCACGCGGUCCAUAAGGAUGAUGGGAGUUCAACUUCUCCGGCGUUCUUCAGAGCAGACCGUGGCCUUAAGACUUCACAGUGAAUACCAUUGUUUCUCGGACACACUCUGUUAUGAAGUGGCUAUGCCUUUUCAGACCCAAGAGUUAGUAAAUCAUGUUUAAGAAUACUUCUUUUUACUGAGGAUGUUCCCGUUCAAAGGCCCUAUCUGCAGCAAAAUGAGGACAAUAAAAGCUUUGGUAGGCUGCUUCAAAAGUGGGCAUUCCAUGUGUUUUGAAGACUAAUAUCUCCAAUCUUGUUUCUCAGGUAUUGACUCUGUAAUGUUAGUGUUAAGUUGUGGGCGAACAUAUCAGACGACACAGCGAUUCUUUAAACAGCUCUUCU